AUGACCCCAGAUAUCUCUUAUAGUAUAGGAUUAAAAACUGGAAAGGGAGUUUUAGUAUAUAAUAAAGCAGAAAUAGGUGAAGCUAAGAAUAUAAGGCUAGAGCUAAGUGGGGCAGUAAUUGAAAAUAAGAAAGAAAUAAGGCUUUAUCUAUAUAUUUAUUUAAAUUUAUCAAUAAAUUUAUAUAUCUUCAGCUUUAUUAACUGCAGCAUAUAUUUAAUAGUAGUACUAAAUAGCUACUGGUACUUUAAGCCCUUAAAAAACUAUAAAGCUGCCUUGCCAAGGCUAAUAAAAAAUUAUAUUAAACAACUAUAUAUACAGUACAGCUAA
This is a messenger RNA of Aspergillus japonicus CBS 114.51, 327 nucleotides long. RefSeq lists its product as uncharacterized. Lineage: Eukaryota; Fungi; Ascomycota; Eurotiomycetes; Eurotiales; Aspergillaceae. The transcript is spliced from 26 exons. The record is from RefSeq and is a predicted model, not a curated record. Bases 1 to 327 code for a protein of 108 amino acids.